Molecule: messenger RNA, 390 nt
Organism: Thlaspi arvense
Lineage: Eukaryota; Viridiplantae; Streptophyta; Magnoliopsida; Brassicales; Brassicaceae
Source: the annotation of a GenBank genome assembly
AUGUCCGGUGUGUUCAUCGUCUACUUUGGAGACAGGCACUCCAAUAUGAUAUACAUUCUCCUUCACGAUGCUCGAAUCAAAAGGAUGCCUUUGUAUUUCGGGUUGCUGGGGAUAGGUGUGAACAUUGUAAUCAUAAUCUACGAAAGUAUGCUAUCGUGGAGCUUGAGAAGGAUUGAUGAGAAAUGGGAACUGUGGAGUAUCUCUGCUCUGCCUUUCAUUACCCUACUUGGCAUCAUUUCAUUUUGCCUACUCUCAUUUUCACUGUGGCCUAUAUGGGGCUUCUUGACUCUCCCUCUUCUGUUCACGUUGUUCAUGGCUUGCCUUGUUGUGUUCCCACAUCUGAUGAUCAUCAAAUUCAGGCCUCAGAACGACGAGCUUCGCAUAGAUUGA